Molecule: messenger RNA, 1152 nt
Organism: Didymella exigua CBS 183.55
Lineage: Eukaryota; Fungi; Ascomycota; Dothideomycetes; Pleosporales; Didymellaceae
Exons: 1
Coding region: 1-1152 (383 amino acids)
Biological process (GO): polyketide metabolic process
Source: RefSeq, a predicted model, not a curated record
AUGUCGGUCGCAUCCUCAACGCCAGGAACAGGAGGCUUCCUGAAGUUCAACAAUGGCCCACCCAAAAUAUUCAUGACCGACUCGACACCCCAUCCGCCCGAGAAAGUGCUCCUCUCCUGGAAGGAGGAAGGCUACGAUGUCACGUACUUCCAGUACGACCCGGCCGCUCAAUCCGCCUACAUCCGUACCAUCCAGAACCUCAACAGCGAUCUAAAGCUUGGAGAGCACUAUGCGCUCAUUGCCUAUGGUGCAGCAGCUAGUGUGGUGCUGAAGACCGCCAUGAAGCCGCUUAACAAGUGCUGUGCAAUCGUAGCCUUCUAUCCUCCCGUUCUCCCUCGUGUAACAGUCAAAUAUCCGGAGAGCACGAACCCGCAAGUCCACAUCGCAAGCAAAAGCCAGACGAGUCCCCACCCAGAGAUGGUCGACUGGAAGCUAUACCGCUACGAUCACUGCGCAACGGGUUUCGCAGACCCGAAUUCAAAGGCAUACUCGGAAGUCGAAGCUAAUCUAGCUUGGAGCAGAGCGCUGGCAUGCGUCAGGAAAGGAUUCAAGAGCGAGAUCGAUCUCGAGCCUGUGGUGCAGAGUUUCUGGGCAGCGAAGUAUGAGGACGAUGUGCCCGAAAGAGCAAGCAUGAGUGCGAUAAAGAGCAUGACGCAGAAUAGUCCGCACGUGACCAUCCUGCCUACUCUGCAGGGAGGUAUGGGGAGGAAGAGGCUUGCAGAGUUCUACAGGGAGUUCUUUGUUCCGAGUCUGGUCGAGGAUUUCAAGAUUCGGUUGGUUUCGCGGACCAUGGGCGUCGAGCGCAUCGUGGAUGAGAUGGUCGUGAGCUUUACACACUCCGAUGAGGUCGAUUGGAUACUGCCUGGUGUCCAGCCAACGGAUAAAUUUGUGGAGAUAGCCAUGGUCAGUGUCGUUGCUGUAAGAGGUGGCAAGCUGGUCUCAGAGCACAUGUACUGGGAUCAAGCUUCCGUGCUUGUUCAAGUGGGCUUGCUGGACCCGAAGCUGGUGCCGAAGAAGUUCAAGAACGAAGGGACGAAGCAGCUGCCAGUCGCUGGAGCCGAGGCAACGAAGCAGCUUGUUGACCCUCAGCAGGGCAAUUAUAACAAAUUGUUGCAGCUGCAUGGGCUGUUCCAAGGAAUCAAUGGAAAUUGA